Messenger RNA from Bombina bombina (fire-bellied toad), 1481 nucleotides. Its product is annotated as gastrula zinc finger protein XlCGF7.1-like. The record is from RefSeq and is a predicted model, not a curated record. Gene Ontology annotation, biological process: regulation of transcription by RNA polymerase II. The coding region runs from base 263 to 1021 and encodes 252 amino acids. The transcript is spliced from 2 exons. NCBI's taxonomy places the organism in Eukaryota, Metazoa, Chordata, Amphibia, Anura, Bombinatoridae. Gene Ontology annotation, molecular function: RNA polymerase II cis-regulatory region sequence-specific DNA binding; DNA-binding transcription factor activity, RNA polymerase II-specific. Gene Ontology annotation, cellular component: nucleus.
CAGCAACGUGAUUGCAGACGGCCAUGAUGCUUUCUGUGUAUCCCUCAGGUCAGCUGUGUCCGGCUGAGACCAUAUAAAAGAAUUACUUGCUGUUCGUAUGAGAACUGUUACAUCAAGAAAUAAGACAGGGACUGAGCCCACUGAAAACCUAAUGAAUGUUAUCAGACAUUGGAUAUCUCCUAGCAACCAUUGCAAGUUCAUUGUGAAUUUCUAAAAACUGUAUAGAGUAGAAAAUAACAAUGACUAACUCUGUGUGUAACGAAUGGUUCAGUACUGGGGCAAAUCUCCUAAUCAUGCAUACAGGAGAGAAGCCAUUUACAUGUUUGAGUGUGGGAAAGGUUUUGCACGGAAGUAUAAUCUCUUAGCUCACCAAAGGACUCAUACAGGAGAGAGACCUUUCACCUGUACAGAGUGUGAGAAAAGUUUUACAAAGAAGAAGAAUCUGGUCUCUCACCAAAUGAUUCACACGGGAGUUAAACCUCAUUCAUGUAUGGAGUGUGGUAAAAGUUUCACAAAAAAGAUAUUUCUUCGAUACCACCUUAGGACUCACACUGGGGAAAAACCAUUCACGUGUACCGAAUGUGGGAAAAGUUUCUCACAAAAAAUCACUCUCUUUAACCACCAAAGAUCACAUACUGGGGAAAAACAGUUCACGUGCAAGGAGUGUGGGAACCAUUUUACAAGAAAAGCAAAUCUUGUAGCUCACCAAAUGACUCACACAGGGGAAAAACCAUAUACAUGUACAGAGUGCAGGAAAAGCUUUGCCAAAAAGGGGACUCUCUUAUGUCAUCAAAGAAUUCACACAGGGGAGAAACCCUAUACAUGCACUGAAUGUGGCAGCAACUUUACAGAACUAGGACACCUCAAAUAUCAUGAAAGGAUUCACACAGGAGAGAGACCUUACAAAUGUGAGUUAUGUGAGAAAAGCUUCAUUAGUUAUGCCUCCCUCCAAUCAUUGAGAUGGUUCACUCUGGUGAAAAACCAUUUGUGUGUUUGGAUUGUGGUAAAAGUUAUAAACUAAAAGGGCAUCUUGAGUCUCAUCAAAGGAUUCACACUGGUGUGAAGCCGUACACGUGUACAGAGUGUGGCAAAUGCUUUAAAUGGAGGGGAAAUCUUCAGUCUCAUCAAAGGGUUCAUAUUGGAAAGAAACGAUGAUUAUAUAUGGCAUCUCCUGGUCUCCUCCAGCUGCUGGACCAGUUACAGGAACAUUUAAAUGCACUUUUCUAAUGUUCUACCUAUCUGCUCUUUCACAUGUGAUUAAAUUAAUGUCUAAGAUCUUCUUUUUUAGACUGCACGUUUGUACAUAAAUGUGGUCAGAAUAAAUUUGAAGCUAGUUGCAGAAUUUGCUCUAAAUAUUAUGUAUUUUUUUUCUCUUUUGUAGUUAGACAUUUCUGUUUGUUGCAUCAAAAAGAGGGAAGAGGGAGUGUAAGUUGUGUGUUCUUUUUUUUUUUUCAUGAAAUACAUCUUUUUCUGUGCUGAAA